This is a messenger RNA of Pyrenophora tritici-repentis Pt-1C-BFP, 1919 nucleotides long. RefSeq lists its product as uncharacterized. NCBI's taxonomy places the organism in Eukaryota, Fungi, Ascomycota, Dothideomycetes, Pleosporales, Pleosporaceae. The record is from RefSeq and is a predicted model, not a curated record.
AAGUGGGAAACUGCCGUGUUCAGCUGCUGUCAUGGAGGUUAGCCUCUCUUGUCGCCUCUCCAUCUAGACACACUAUCAGCUUUCUUCUUCUUUCUUUUUCCUUUUCUGCUGUCGCUAUGUAUCAACGUCUCCCCGCCGUUUGUGGUUCCGAAACAUACAACGCCUUGUAACCAUUGGGAUGGACGCGUUUCAAUUUUCGAGUUGCUCUACAACAUGACCCUUCGGCGAUUGCGGCUAUCAAUACCCAGAAGCCCAACACACGCAUUUAUUGGCGUCAGCGGCUUGACUGUGUGGCGAAACGACAAUGCAACUGCUAUUUAAUCAAGAAUCAUGGAUCUGGUACACAUGCGCUGUAUGCAUGGUUGGCGCAAGGCUGGUUUCCCGGAAGAUGCUCUUUCGAUCAGUCAAAGGUCUACAAUACGAUGACUGGAUCAUGGGCCUUUUUGUCACAACAUCGUACACGGUCAUGAUUGUACUUUCAAACCGGUGGCUCAAAGUCGGAUCGAAUCUUGAGCCAGUAGGUUUCGAUUUCAAUGCACUCACCGCCGACGAAUUAUUCAAGAGAAUCCAUGGGAGUAAGCUUGUGGUUGUUGUCGAACAAUUGCACAUUGCUGUCCUAUGGUCCUGCAAGGCAUGUCUGCUAGUUAUGUACCACCGCAUUACACGGACCGCAAAGCACAACGAAAACAUCGCCAUAAAAGUUCUCGCGGUCUACACAGCACUCGGGUUCGUCAUUAUAGAGGUUCUCUACUUCGCAGCCUGGUGUAGACCCUUCCGACAGUACUACGCAGUGCCCACCAAUUCCUCGCAAUGCAACACACUGGUCCACCACCGAAUCGUCAAAGCCGUCUUCAACAUAUCCUCGGAUCUAAUCAUGCUUUGCAUCGCCUUACAGAUGCUGAUCCGUUCGUUACUUCCGAUAAAGAGGAAACUCAUCCUGUGUGGCAUCUUCUCUCUCGGAAUCUUCGUGGUUGCGGCGAGCAUCAUGAACAGUUAUUACUCUUUCAGCAACCCGUACAAGUCGACAUGGAUAUACUGGUAUGUUCGAGAAUCUUCGACUGCCAUCCUUGUCGCAAAUCUACCUUUUACCUGGACAAUAUUGCGCGAAAUCUUUGAGCUGGGACAAUUCGAUGAGACCAACCCACCUCCAUGGACUUAUCAUUCAUCCCGGACAGCGGGUGGCCGCAGGACGGCGCAAUUACUUAAUAAUCAAGGUACCACCGGCGUACGGACAGGUACCAGGCGCUCACCUAAUGUCAGUACGGGAAGCAACAGUACGGGCGCUCACAGCAUGACCCUGGUGGGCUCACAUGCUACAAAAGAACACUGCAAGUCACCAGUCGACAGUGGCCGGUUUGAGGAUGCCGAUAAGGACUUCCUCGCGAGAGGUGUUCAUGCUCAAGACUUUGCUCCUGCUGUACUACGGACUGACAUGGUUAACAUUGACCUCGAAACUGGCUCUAUUCGAGAAGGGGAAUCCCAACCAAUCUCCCCCGAGUACGCCUUUCAACGGACCAAACCCUCUUCAACGCCACCCAGGGUCACCCAGGAUGGUACAGGCGGAUUCUACGUUAAUGAUCGCCCAAUAUCACCACCUCCCCGCGUGCACUUCACUGCCGCGUCGAACCGAUCUCGCGAUGGCAGUGUAGGAAGUUCGAAUAGAAGACCUAUGAGCCCAGCAUCUAGCUACGUCAGUAGUACGUUGAAUAGCCGAUGUGCAAGUCCUUCAACUCAGAGAAGAGCAGCGGCGCAUGGCGCGGGCGGAGGCAGGAGCGCCAAAGAUCGAAGGAAGAGGACAAAGAUGAGUGAACAUUGAGAUGUUCAGAGGCGUAAUGAUUAUGAUGCUCAAGAUACCCCUAGUAAAUAGUUCAUACUUAAUGUCGUAGCUUCCUAAGCCGUAAUGUCAAAUUCCAUAUUAU